Molecule: messenger RNA, 4882 nt
Organism: Eriocheir sinensis (Chinese mitten crab)
Lineage: Eukaryota; Metazoa; Arthropoda; Malacostraca; Decapoda; Varunidae
Product: structural maintenance of chromosomes protein 1A-like
Exons: 18
Coding region: 126-3941 (1271 amino acids)
Biological process (GO): sister chromatid cohesion
Cellular component (GO): chromosome; nucleus; cohesin complex
Molecular function (GO): DNA binding; ATP binding; ATP hydrolysis activity
Source: RefSeq, a predicted model, not a curated record
UUCUCUUGCCGCCAAAACCCAGCGAGGCGUGGCGUGGCGUCCUUCAGUUUUCAGCCAUUUCCUCGUGUCCCAAGCCUCCCACGCGGAGCCAAGACUCUGAAGAAGGAGAAAUCUACCCAGAGGUGAUGGCGGCGUCGCUGAAGACCCUCGAGCUGGAGGAUUUCAAGACGUUUUACGGAAAACAUUUGAUCGGCCCUUUGCAGCCCUUCACCGCCAUCGUAGGGCCUAAUGGGGCUGGUAAAUCAAACUUCAUGGAUGCCGUGGCCUUCGUGCUGGGCGAGCGGCUGAAGGACCUGCGGGUGAGCAAGUCCUCGCAGCUCAUCAACCGUGAUCGCAUGCACAGCGGCAGCGAGAGUGAGUCCGACUCCCUGCCGCCCUCCACCUCCGUCACCGCUGUCUUUGCCUUGCCAGACGGGGCAGAGAGAGCCUUCAAGAGGAUCAUGUGUUCUCGAGGUUCGACGUUCUUGGUGGCAGGAAAGACUGUACCAUGGGAGAAGUACCAGGAAGAGCUCAGGAAGGUGGGCAUCAACGCUGCUUGCCGCAACUUCAUGGUGUUCCAGGGUACUGUGGAGUCCAUCGCCACACAGGGCGGCCACAUGAAGUCUGAGCUGUUUGAGAAGAUAUCGGGGUCUGGAGCGCUGGCCAAGAAGUACACGCACUGCAAGAAUGCAAUGGAGAAGGUCGAGGAGAAAUUGAGAGCUAACUUGGAGCAGCGGCGGAUGGUGGUGGGGAACCUGCAUGACUGCCGACUCGACCUUAAGAAGGAGAAGGAGUACAAGACCCUGGAGGAGGCGCGAGACAAGACCAAGCUAAAACUGCAGCUGUUCCGCCUUUACUGCACCAAGAAAGAGAGCAAGAACAUGGAGAAGGAGCUGCAGAAGGUGGAGCAGCACCUGGGGGAGGUGGAGGAGAGGAUGAGGGAGCAGACUGUGGUGUUACAGAAGAAGGUGGAGAGGCAGGCUGUGGCUGUGAAGGACCUCGUCACCCAGGACGGCAGCUUUCUAGACGUGGAGAUCGAGUACAACAGGAAGCGCAUGGAGAUCAUCACUGCCAAGGAGGUACUGGCGGAUAGGCAACAGAAGGUGGAGUCGUGCCUCAAGCUGCUCGCCAAGGCCACAGAGGGGCGGGAGGCGCGGCUCAGGGAGUUGAAGAAGUUAGAAGAGGAACUGACGGAAGUGGAGGAGCUGGCAACCAAGUACGAGGAGGAGCUGUCCCAGGAGUCGAUGAGGAUGGGCACAGAUAUACAGCUAAAGGAGGAGCAACUGAAGGAGUACCACCGUCUGAAGCAGGAGGCCGCCCAGCGCUCUGUCACCUACCAGCAGAAGCUCGACAAGCUCUCCCGCCAGCACAAGACCCAGCUCGACAGCCUGGCCAAUGAGGAGCGCAAGAUGGAGGAGGGAAGGGCAGCGCUGCGGAGGAAGGAUGACGAGGUGAAGGAGGCCAUGUGUAGAGCAGAGGCCCUGAAGGAGAAGUUGAAAGUCUUUAUCAAGGUAGCUGCAGAUAAAAGUCUGACGCUGAAGGAGUACAAGGAGAGAGUCACCACACAGAAGAAGGAGAUUGAGUCCAUGAAUAACCAGCUGGAGGAGGUGACGAAGCAGCUGAGUGAGGCCGAGUGUGAUGUGGACCAGGCCGAGCAGCAGCAGACUAAGGAGAAGCUGUUGCGAAUCCUGAAUAUGCUCUUCAAGGGAGUGUACGAUAGGCUGGGCAACCUCUGUGAGCCUAUACAUGAGAGGUACAAGAUUGCCAUCACUCGAGUCCUCGGCAAACACCUGGACUCCAUCGUGGUGGACACCGAACAGACAGCGCGCCGUUGUAUCAAGUACCUGGCAGACAAACAAAUCGGCCGUGAGACUUUCCUGCCUCUCGACUCCCUCAACCCGUCACCCAUCAGGGAGAGCCUCCGAGACAUCCAGAACCCACGGCAUGUCAGGCUCGCCUUCGACCUGGUGAAGUUUGAGCACCCCUACAUCAAGGUGGCAGUGCUGUACGUCACAAAGGGCACACUAGUUUGCGAGACCCCAGAGGACGCCAUGACCGUCGCGAACAAUCUCCUGGACGAGCACGGCAACAAGAAGCAGCUGAGCGCGGUGGCCCUGGAUGGCACCUUCUUCUGCAAGUCUGGUCUGGUGUCGGGGGGAAAGAUAGAGCUGGAGAAGAAGGCGCGGCGCUGGGGGACAAUGAACGUGUUGGCGAUGAGGAAGGAGAGGAACAGUCUGCUGGACAAACUGAGGAAGGCACAGACGAUCGGGAAAGAGGAGUCCGAAAUGAGGAUUUUGGAGUCGCAGGUCAUGGGCUUGAAAAACCAAGUAAAGUACACUGCUGUUGAGGAAGACAAGAUCCUUAAGCAUAUAUCCCAAGUAACCGUGGAAAUGGAGAAGAUGGGAAAGGAAUUGGAGCUAUGCAACGUAACAUACAAAGUAACGAAAGUCAAAGUAGCGGAUCAAGAGGCAAAAAUAAGCCAAGUGGAAACCGAGAUGGAGAAAGUGGAGAAUGAGGUCUUUGCCAGCUUCUGCAAGGAGAUCCGCAUCCCCAGCAUCCGUUUCUAUGAAAAACAGGGCCUCCAGGUCAUGACGGAGAGGGCCAACAAGCGACUGCAGUUCGAGAAGCAGAAGAGUCGCCUUCAGAACCAGAUAAAGUACGAGAGAAGCCGAGACAAGGACGGUGACGUGGAGAGGUGGAGGAGGGUGGUGGAGGUUCAGAGGGCACUAGUGGAGAAGGCCGAGGAGGAGAAGAGGAAGAAGGCUAAGGAGGCAGAGGAGCUGAUGAAGGCCUUUGCCAGGGAGAAGGCCAAGAGGGUGGACAAGGCAAAGGUGGUGCAGGAGACGGAUGAGGAGGUGGAGCUGGCCCAGGAGAAGGCAAGGAAGAUCGGGAGGGAGAGGGCAAAGGUGGAGCAGAAAGUAUUGGCCUGUAAGCAGAAGAUGAAAUCCUUGGAGGUGGAGAGGCUCAACAUUCUGAAGUAUUGCCACAUCAAGGACAUUGAUCUCCCCCUCAAGCGUGGCAGCCUCAAGCACGUAGCACUGCGGGAGGGGGCACCUCUGAGCUCCUCCAGCACGCAGUUCUCCUCCUCCUCCCUUGAAACGCCCUCCUCACUGUUGAAUAUGCAGGGAGGUGAGGCGGAGAUCGAGGUGGACUUUUCCUCCCUGUCCAACGCGCUGAAGAAGGUGGAGAACGAGGAACACCAGAAGGCAUCGGAGAGUCUCAUUCAGCUCAAAAUUAGGUCGUUGGAGAAGAUCCUCUCAUCCAUGCAUCCGCCCAGCAAGAACACAAGUGAGCGGAUGGAGCAGGCCACGGAUCACAUGCGGGAUAUGAAGUUACAACUGAAGGAGAUUCAGCGGCAGGCCAGCGACGCCAAGAAUGCCUUCGAGGAGGUGAAGCAGCGCCGUUACGACCUCUUCAUGGACUGCUUCAACACCGUGGCUGCCAAGAUCGAUGAGGUGUAUAAGGGGCUGUGUCAGAGCAACCAGGCUCAGGCCCUUUUGGAGACAAGUAACCCCGAGGAGCCUUACCUUGGCUCCGUCAUCUACCACUGCAUCCCGCCAGGCAAGCGCUGCCAGGGCAUGUGCAGCCUGUCGGGCGGGGAGAAGUCUGUGGCCGCCCUCGCUUUCCUCUUCGCCCUUCACAGCUACAAGCCGGCCCCAUUCUUCCUGCUGGAUGAGGUGGACGCAGCGCUGGACCCAGGCAACAUUCGCAAGCUGUCCAAGAACAUUAUUCAGCUGAGGCAGAACGUGGCAGUCGUGGUCAUCUCGCACCGCCUCGACCUCUACCACAAGGCUGAUGCUCUCUUCGGGAUCACCUACGAUAUGGUGAAUGACUACGCCCGCAGCAAAGUGUUCUCCCUGGACCUCACGCAGUACAGGAAAGACAGAAGUUGGAGGCCCAGUGAUGGGGAAGAUGGUGGUGAGACGCCCACCAAUGGGAGACAGCGACAGACAGCGCAGUGAUAGGAGAGACAGGGGUGAUCAAGGUGCCCACCGACAGGAGACACAGCAACAGCCAGCGCAGCGAUAGGAGAAGGCGGAGGGAUGAGAGACGCAAGGAUGGGCGAGUCAGUGAUGAAAUACACAGCGCAGGGACACACAGCGACAACCAGCGCAGGGAUAGGAGGAGGUAUAGGGAUGGGAGGGACAGUGAUGAAAUACACAGCGCAGGGACACACAGCGACAACCAGCGCAGCGAUUGGAGGUAUAGGGAUGGGAGGGACAGUGAUGAGAUACACAGCACUGGGACACACCAAAAUACUUUAACGGAAUCUGAUUUCAGGUUUGCUAAGUAUCAUUGCUUUUUCAGUGCCCUGCUUAUGUUUCAGAGAUGCAAGAUAAGUAGCAAUAAAGAGAAGUUAGCAGAGAUUUUCUUUACAUCAUCUGUUCAUCACUUUUUCUUUCUUUAUUUCACAUAUUUCUUUAGUUUUUUUUCUGUUCUUUUUGGAUUGCACAGGGUGGCAGGUGACCCGUGUGUUGGCUCCCUCCCUGGCCCACUGCUGCCCACUCGUUGAAGUUGUGGACAGCGUUUAAACUUUUUACAAACUGUUUCUGUUAAUGGAUUAGAUUGUGGCGCAGGUUAUGCUAUUGGCAGUAUCUCUAUAGACGGAUUAUAGAGUGUAGCAGAGGUUAUGUUGACAAUUUCUUUAUAGAUGGAUUAUAGAUUGUAGCAGAGGUUAUGCUGUUGACAAUUUCUUCACAGGCGAAUUAUAUAGAUUGUGGCAGAGGUUAUGCCUUUCACAAACUGCGGAUGGUUAUUUUUGCUCUAAUUUUCGUUGGUGUGAAUGUCUAAAAUUUGCAGAAGGAUUCACUAUGUUUGUUAUUUGUUUACUUAUAGAUUGUACACUUUAUUUAUUUGCUCUCAUUGGAAGUUCGACUGAUAUAUUUUUGUAAGGAAAGGUAUA